AAAGACGGCACUAUUUGUUAUAUAAGUUGGGGUUGGAUUUGUGGUGAAGAAAGAAAACCAGAAGCAUACAGAAAUUGAUCAGUAUCAGUGUCAUCACCAUCAUCAUAUUCAUGGCUCCGAUUGCAGUGGGAAGUGUAAUUCCAGACGGCACUUUGGCCUAUUUGGAUGAUGACAACAAACCCCAAACUGUUUCCAUUCACUCUCUCGCCGCCGCCAAGAAAGUCAUCAUCUUUGGUGUUCCCGGUGCCUUCACUCCCACUUGCAGCUUGAAGCACGUGCCUGGCUUCAUUGAGAGAGCUGAAGAACUUAAAGGAAAGGGUGUGGAUGAAAUAAUCUGUAUCAGCGUGAAUGAUCCCUUUGUGAUGAACUCAUGGGCCAAAACAUUCCCAGAGAACAAGCAUGUCAAGUUCCUUGCUGAUGGUGCUGCCAAAUACACCAAUGCCUUGGGGCUUGAGCUUGAUCUUUCUGACAAAGGCCUUGGAGUCCGUUCCAAGAGAUUUGCUCUACUUGUGGAAGACCUCAAGGUGAAGGUUGCAAAUGUUGAAAGUGGAGGAGAGUUCACCAUCUCAAGUGCAGAAGAGAUCAUCAAGGCACUCUAAACCCUUUAAUGCUUCUUCAUAGCUGGGUCUUAGGGACCUUGGUUACUGUCUUCGAUGUGUGUUUAAGACUCUUUUGAGGCCAGACCAUACUAGAAACAUUUUCCUUUUCAUAUAUGUAGUUGUGUUGUGUGCUCUAGGAAGGGCCACGAUCUGGUGCAUAUUAUGGAAGUAAAUAAAAUUUCUAGCUUCAAAUGCUGCAGAUUAUUGCCGAGAAUGAUACGCGCUUGAUUUGGUGUUUUGUAGAA
Messenger RNA from Cajanus cajan (pigeon pea), 844 nucleotides. RefSeq names its product peroxiredoxin-2B. Lineage: Eukaryota; Viridiplantae; Streptophyta; Magnoliopsida; Fabales; Fabaceae. Gene Ontology annotation, molecular function: thioredoxin peroxidase activity. Gene Ontology annotation, cellular component: cytoplasm. Gene Ontology annotation, biological process: cell redox homeostasis; hydrogen peroxide catabolic process; cellular response to oxidative stress. The record is from RefSeq and is a predicted model, not a curated record.